AUGGCGGAUGCAAUUGCUGGUCCGAAAGACAUUACCACAAUAUUCAAACGUUUGAAAUCUCAACCCGACAAUAAGGUUAAGAUUUAACUUUGUGGUUAUUUUAUUCUAUUGUUUAGCUCCUUUUCGCUUGAGUCUAAAAGUUUCUUUUCCUUUUCAGACGUGCUUUGAUUGCGGACACAACAAUCCAACAUGGGCAUCAGUAACUUACGGAGUAUUUCUAUGUAUCGACUGCUCCGCUGUUCACCGAUCACUUGGUGUUCACUUAACCUUUAUUAGGUAAAGAAAAAUAUAUUACGUUACUUUUCAACAGAUUCUCUUUUCACAGGGGAGUAAUCCUCCUAAGAAAACAAAGCGGAAUGAUCGUCAUACGGAGAUCUUCGAAACGACUUUUUUUUCAUGCGAAAUUCCUUUUCAAAUGAUUUGUUCAUUUGGUAACACGCUAUGGAUUAGAUUUACAUGUUUAUUUCAUCUCGUCUUUCAUGUAUCAAAGAUCCACCCAAUUGGACACAAACUGGACAUGGCUACAACUGAGGGCAAUGCAAGUUGGCGGAAACGCAAAAGCGGUAAGAUAGUCGGAGGAGAAGGUUCUUGAUCAGUUGUGUCAGGGGGUGAUCCUGACUUGCUUUUAGACAUGACUAAUUAAGUUAUUCAAAGGUUUUUCCGUCUUUUUGUAGGUGGUUGGAUUUCUUUGGUAAAUCAGGGUUUUAAUAGUAGUUUCACAUGGCGUGAUUCAGCUGUUUUCGAAAAAAAAGUAGGGAAAUCAACCCCAGAUUAUUACGUGAUACAGUGUUGUGUGGUUCGAUUAUUAGCGUCGAUUACUUUGAUUGAGGUUGUGAUUAUAAGGGAUAAAAUCUCCUCUACAAGCACUUCACUUGAUUUACAUUUGUUAAGUGUAACACGGUUAUAACAAGUUUUUAGAAGCCGGUUGUAUAAAAGUUCAGUUUUAAAUUUUCAGUUUACAAAUUUAAUUCAUGAUCGGUUUUCCAAACGACCUGUUGACUAGUCACAGGGUUAAAUAUUAAUUUUCGCUUUUGCUUAUAAAUAGUUUUUGAUAGACUGGGUUAUUUGUUGAAGGGUAGAGUUUAAAAUAGUAAAUAACGUUGAAUGCUUACACAGACAAGGUCUUAUGUUGAUGAUAAAGUUUAUUUUGUCAUCGCAACACUUCAAGAAUUAAAAUCUUUAUCUUAACUUUAGUCAGUUUUACUUAAAUGGGUGCUCAAAGAAGAAAGCAGCAUUUGUAAGUCUUUUGAAUUGGAGAAAUCUACAGACAAUUUUUGACAACACCCACAACAAUAACUUGAAGAUAAAGUUUAUGAUGUUAAAAAUAUUGAACCACAGCAUUUGUAUAUGUGUAUCAAUGGCCAAACCAAAAUAGUCUCUCAACACUUUGUGUCAGAUUGCUUCACAAGAUAUGAAUGAAGUUUUUUUCAGUCAGAGCAGAUAUUGUCUCUGAGAGGCUUGAUUGUAUUUAGCUAUUUAGUAAUAUUGUUUUUAAAAAGUUUUCGGUGGUUCAGGAGUGUUAUCGAAAUUUGUUACAAUUGUGAUUAAACAAACAAGGCAAAAUGACCUUUUUGUUUUUAGUUAACCCCUGUCUGAGAGAAAGCCUGACUUAAUCUUUUCAGUGCAGUCAUAUGAGGGACAUGGCUCUCUACAAUGUUGUUCACAUUUAGAUAAUCAGGUCUUGGUAAAGCUAUUUUUUUAGGUAGUUUUGAUAUGGAUUUUGAAUUUUCUUCUAAAGAUGUUUAAUUUUGUUAUGCUUAGAAUGCCUUCUUCAGACAGCAUGGUCUCUCAACUGAAGACACAUCUGCUAAAUACAAAAGGUAAUUUAAAGAUAAAAGAAGAGUUUUCUGUUUGUUAAGAGAUGUGCAUUACUAAGCAACAAAUCAGCUUUUCCCUUUGUAGGGAGCCGUAUUGCAAAUGCAAAGUCAACAUCAAAAUGCAAAGGAACAUCUGGAGAAAUUCUCUUAAAGGAAAAAUCUUAGUGCACAUUUAAAUAUUUUAUGAAUUUAAUUUGGGUUGAAUUUUUGUUAAUUACACUGCAACUCUAAAGUAAGGUGGCAGUCCCUUGAAACUCAAUCGUUAAUCCUCAAUUCCCAAAAACUUUGAGGAUUGAGGCUUGUGUUGAGUUUCCAAAUGCUUGAAAUGAGUUCAGGGUCUCAAAACAAGGAAACAAAGAAAUUUUCAGCAAUUGAUUAUUAACAAAAGUUGAAGCUUCUUACCUUUUGUUGUACUCAUUGGAAAAAAAACCAAACAGCGUGCAUCAUUACAAAUGCAACAGAACUUCUCACAAAUUCUCUCUGAUGUUUCUUACAAUAACCUUGCGAAUUAUUACUUUCACAGUAUGCAUUAGUCAAAAGUCAAAAGAAACAGCUCGAGAUCUUCUCUCAAGGGGAAAAUCUAAACUCAUAUCUAGAUAUUUUGUAAAUUAAAUAUGAUUUGUAGAACUACUCGUCUACUUUACUCUUUCUCAACCACUGAAACUUAUCAACAUAGCAACAAGAAGUAAUUUUUCUCAUCAUCCUCUGUGAGCCAUUGACCAUUGAAACUUUUUUUGACCAUGAUUAUUGUCAGUGUUACAGAGUAUAUAUCAUCAUUUGUUAGUAAUAAGGUGUAUUUUAUACAUUUCAUGUAGGUUGUGAGCUGAUUGCAUCUGUGUUCACUAGGGGUAUGGUACGCUUAGUGACGUUGCUAGUCCUUUAGGUGACCACAUUGGGCAGCAAACUCAAAUCUGCAGUAUUUAAAAAGAAAUGAGGCAGAUCCUUGAUUUAAGUGCAUCUGUAUUCUUAUUUUUCAUUUGCAAAGCCGCGUGGCUGCGAUGUACAGGGAAAAGAUUGCAACAUUAGCAACGAAGGCCUUACAACAAUAUGGAACCCAGGUGAGGGAAAGUAUUUUUUAAAUGUCUCUGAGACAGGUUUUUAUGUUGUGCUAAUGUCUGCUUAAACUCUAUACACAUUCUUGUAAGUUUCAUGUACCUUUUCAUCCUACUUCAGGCACUUUUGGACAGUCACCAUGGACCCCAGUCACCCAACUCUCCUGAUCGUAAAGAACAAGAUUUCUUCAAGGAAGUAGAGAGUCAAUCUUUUCAACAGACAGUUAUGAUACCAACAAAUGGAAAGAAUGGAAACAACUCUGGUAAAUGAAAAUUGUGUAUUGACUUGGUAAAUGUGUAAUUAGCAAACAUGAUGAAACUGUUAAUUUCUUCUGUUACUUCAACUUGUUUAAUCUCUUUUGCUAGGAAAUGAUUUAAACAAGAACAUGGAAGAUCUCAGUGUCUCACCACCAAAGCAGCAAGGUUUGUGUGAUGUUUAUUACAUGUACUUCAGAUAUAGUGUAAUGUGUAUGUACUUAUCCUCUUCUAACAAAACCAGUCAACAGCUUGAUAACUCAAGCAAAAGCUUUGAGAAUACUCAUGGAUUUUAAUUGCACACAUUUAUGAAAUCUCAACAGUGGUUGGGUAGCAUGCAUUAAACUCCAAAGUACUGUAAGAUGUACAGGUCUGUAAAUAUACUUUUCCUUUUCAGAAACCCGUGUGCCUACAAUAGGAACAAGGAAGCCAGUUACAGCCAAAAAGAAAGGGGUGAGGUGUCCUUUUCAUGUCAUCACUUUUAUGUUGAAGAGUUACCACCAAAAUUGUGUCUGAGCAUUUUUAGUGAUCCUUUAGUUUCAUGCUACUACAAUGUGCUGCUGUUUGAAUAACAGCUGAAACCAACUUGAAGAUUCCCUUGGCUAUAAAUGAAUCCAGUUAAUAGGGUAAAGAGAUGUUCUUUGAUCACAGUUUGAAACAAAGUGAUGCACAUUUACACUGCAUAGUAGCUUACUUAGUGUCAAUUUUGUACUACUUGUUAUAAUGAAUUAGUUCAUGUAAAGUGUAUUCUAUAUUUUUUGACAAUUACAUUUUUUACUUUGCUUUUACCUUAAAGCUUGGAGCAAAGAAGGGCGGGUUAGGAGCAACAAAGGUUUGUUUCUUUAACACUUAUGUUUGUUAACUUGAUGUUAAACCAAAUCCUCAUAUGUGAUGUACAAUAAAUAAUGGAGUUAUUUAUCAGAUUAUUAGCGUUACUGGGUUAUACCCUCUUAGUGGAGGUCUGGAACCUCAAGAAAAGAUUUCUUUUGUCUGCACUUUUAAUAUAGAUUAAAAUUUUUGUUCCCAAAGGUGAAAACAAACUUUAAUGAACUGGAGUCAAAAGCCCAACAGCUGGACAAAGACAAGGAAAAAGCAGCUCUUAUGAAUGCCAAGGAAGCAGAAGCAGAGCUUAUUUCUCCAAACCUAGCAUACAACCCAGUCAACUUUAAGAAAGAGGAGGAUAAGCUGCGUCACUCUGAUCCCAAAAAGGCUGCUCAGCUGGAACGCCUUGGAAUGGGUGUCAGUGGAGGCAGGAAAGGGACAACAACUCCUGGUAGAGGUCACUCAGCAUCAGCUGCUAUGGCCACUGUUGAACAAGUGAAGCCUACUAAGACCCAGCCAUCUUUUGCUGACAAACUCAGAGUGUCUUCAAACUCUAAUAUGGAUUUCUUUGAUAGGUAAUAUCCAGAGAUGAUAAAUGUCCAAUUUCCCCCCACUAGCAGUUGAAACACUUUCAUUUCAUUUGGGUUGUUACACUGAUAGUAGUUGUUAACUAGGCCAGCAACAAUGAAUUGGUGCUGCAGCCAAAUGCAGGAUAAGUAAUGUUUGGGAAAUAAAAAGAUGUAAGUUAAAAACUAUAUGUUGUAGGUGAUCAUAAGAGUCAGCUUAUAUCCACUGUUGAAAAUGCAUCAAUUUAGUUUGGAAUAAAAGACUGAUGUACAUUAAUACAUACAUGUAGGUUUGAGCAGUUACACAUUGUUUCUCUUUACUGAGCUAAGACACUUUUCUUCUUCUAUAUGUAGCUAUGGAAUGGAUGGCACAAGUUUCACUGAACCGCCUCCACUGUAAGUAUUACAAUCAAUAAUCAAUUCAGUCAAUCAACAACUUGGAAAUAGCUUGCCUCCAACGAGUGUUAACUGGUAUUGGUUACAUUAUUUAAACUAUCACCAUAUCUUGGGUUGAGUUUUAUCUUAAUCUGUCCGUGCACUGAUAGGUUUCACAUAGGUUUGAGCCAGUUUUCCUCUACAAUAUACAUGUAUGUGCAAGAAAGCACAAUUAGUCUGAUCAGUAGCACAGUACAUAUGAACAAUAGCAUAACAUGCAAGAAAAAUACAAAAUAUUUAUAAAGGAAUCAAAAACCUCUUGAAACUCUUUACUUAGAGAAUAUAUUACAGUUCUUUCACUUAUUGCUUUAUUUUGGGACAUUUCGGUUAAUUUCCAGCAAUUUCUCUAUUACCCAUGAUGCAUUGCGACCCCACCCAUUUUCAUUUGCAUGAUCUCUUUCACGUGUACCAGGCUUGCUACAUAGCAAAAAGCUUCUAGAAGCUUCUAGGGUGGUUACAAAGCUGUUGUUUUUCCUUCGAUUGCACGUGGCCGAGUGAAAUGGCGGUCGAAGUGGUCGAGAGUUUUCAAGUGACGCGCGCUGUUUUCGCUUUCUUCCCUCAAUGUAACCUGAAACCCUGAACGAAAUGUUUCAAAACGUUUGGGAUUUAGAAAAACGCUUCUUGUUCCCUCAAUUUGUUAUAUUUUCUCGUGAAAAUGAGCAGUUAGCUUCGUUAUGAGAUGAGAAUGACACCGCAGGAAAUUAACAUGUUUGGUCCAACGCCGGCAGUACUGCGGAUGGCUUACAUUUGGCAUUGCAUCCUUUAUUUACGGAAAGACGCGGUAUGUUUCAUAGUGUUUGGGAAUCAAACAUUUGCUUCAUUCUCAAGAUUGAAAUACGCAAAGUCGCCAAAACUUUCAGGACUGGCUCUUCAGAAGAUGAGAAUUCCAUUGUAACAAGCUUUUUACUAUCACGGCAUUCUAUGCCGCCGAGGGGAAUACCUUUCUCCUGAUUUCAUGGACUGAAACAUGGAGCGUGAUGCUUGUACACUUGAACAAAAAGUGCUAUUUUUCUCUCUAAGGAUAGUCUGUCUUUCAAAUUUGUACAUAUACAUCUGAAAUCUCUGAUUUAUUGUGAUAUUUUAGGUGAUUUUUUCCGUUGAUAUCUUCUGCGAAAACACAAGAAAUUUUAAGAUAAUGAUAAUUUUGUGUAUGGGAAUGUUACGCGUGACGCCCUAAAUUAUGCAUAUUUUUUGGAAAAAUUAAAUUUGUAAAAAAAAAUGAGAAUUCAAUAAAAAUCCAUGAUAUUACGCAAAGUUGUAGAGUAUUAUGUCUUUUUUAUUUGUGCCAAGUCUCGGCAUUGUAGCUGGAAAAGUACGAGAGAUAUUUUUGUUUAUGUUUGCUUCUCUGUGUUUGUGCACGUGAACUGUGCUACUGAUCUCUACUCUGAAUCCUAAUUCUACCUUGAAACAGUUGUGGAAGAGCUUUUAAUUUGUGGAUGUGCCACUACCUAAUCUUAUUUGCAGAUCCUUUGUAGUUUAAUUAAACUAGUCCAAAAGUUGUGCAUGGUGUUGUCUGUGACAAGUACUAAUCACUAUUAUCACAAAAUGCAUAUUUCCCCCUUUUUGUUGGUCAAGAAUCAAGAGAGUGAGCAGCAAAGAGUUGUCUACUGAUGCAUAAUACUUUCUAACUGUGAUUAGCUCUUAUCAGUUUUCCUACUCCUGCAUGAUUUCUUUUUUUUUUGGCUUGUCCUUGAAAAAUGGUACAGUACAUUGUCUCCUUAAGCUCUUAGAGAGUUAUUUCCAUAAACUCUUAUAAACAACAAAGUUAUUUCAGUAAUGAGUUAUUUGCCUCAGCUUACAACUGAAAAAUCAUGAACUCUGCUGGACCUCAACAAUAGGUUGUUCUUUUCACUGUCUUUAACUGCAUUACCGUUUACUUUCUUCUCGGGAUUAGGUAUGAUAGUCCAUUUGGAUCAAGCUCUUGGGACAGAGGUCGAGAUAGGUAUGUUUAAUGUGAUUAGCAUGUUUUUACAUUGUAGCUCUUAUAAGAGGGUGCCUGGAUUAGAUAAAUGUUGUUUGCACACCUUGAGUAAUCCAAGAAUGGUUAUUAUGGUAACCAGUCACAUGAACAUCAACCCGCCAUUCAUAGUCUUCCUGUUACUACUGUGUGAUUACUCCCUCCUUUUUUUAAGUAAAAUGUAUUUCAAGUUGGAUUGGCUGAAAUGUUUUCAACACAAGAAUGUCCCAGAAAUACAUGUAGAUGUAUUUUCAGUGCUCAGGGUAUUCUGACUUUGAGAGUAAGACUCUUCAAGUUCCUCUACUAAUAGAUAUUUUACUGACCAUGAUUAUUACAGAGUAGAUGAAAAUGGUUAUUUUAUUGAAUGAAAUUUGUUGUUUUAUACAUAGCCUGGGCUGGUGAUUAUUUGUUCAUAAGUACUGUAAUUAGUUUGCAAAGUUAUUUACCAAUGUUGGGUUUUAACCUUACUUUAUUUGUCAUUUGCACUUAUCAGGGAUGAAAUAGGUUCAUCUUUCUCCAGUGAGAGGCGCUCCAGUCGUGAAGAGAGGUAAUUAUUUGUGAUUUUGAUUUGAUUUUCAUCUUCAUUUUGCCUCAUUACUGGAGCAUUCUAUAAUUGAUAUUUUCAAGUGCUAUGCAGAGGAAACUCUCGUAAGGCCACACCCUCUGAAUAAAGAAAAGUGACUAUGAUUGGAGCUGGCCCCCUCCAAGAGCCACUCUCAUACUGCUAAUUGUCAGGCUUCAUUUAGAGGUGUAAGCAAUAGAUGGUUGCUUACAGGAGCUCUUCCAGUUGGAGGGGUUACAUGCAGACAGGGCUUAGAAAUUCUUUGCCACUACAUUUGAUAAGAGGAACUCUUGCAAAUUUUAGUUAAAGUUUGGAACCUCAAACUCAAAUGUUUGUACUGUUUUUAUUAUAUUUUGCAGGGUAAACAGAAAGAGAGAUUCAGAGCCUGUGAAUGUGUCAUCAACAGGUAAAAAUUCUGAUUAUUUUACAUUGCUGUCAAUUGUUGACUGAGCAUUAUAUUGCUAACACGCAUCCUUAAUAUGUAGAUGAAGCCCAAAGAAAGUUUGGAAACUCUAAGAGCAUUUCAUCAACUCAGUUCUUUGGCAAUGACCAGGUACGAUGAAGUAAUGAUCUGUAAGAUGAAAUCCAUAAUGUUUUGGCAGAGUCAUUUCCAUAGUGCACCAUUGUGCAAUUUUGUGCUCAAGUUGGUCAUUAGAGACAUACUGUAAAUACACACUCUACACUAUGUUCAUUGCUUAGAAGUUGAACUUGGAGUAAAUGAGGUGUAUUCACAUAGCACCAAUUACCAUGUAAAUGUAGCCUCAGAACUGAGUGCUUCUAAAGCUUAUUGUGUGUGUCUUUGGUUUUCAUGGUAUUGUAGGAAGAAUAUGCUAUCAAGUCACGACUGGAUCGUUUUCAAGGAUCUAACAGUCUUUCAAGUGCAGACCUCUUUGGUGAUGAUGAUAGCAGACCUUCUCGGUCAAGUAAGAAAUUUUGUUGGGAUGACUAUUAGCAACAAAAUCAGUCUGCCAAAUUGACUGAGUAUUAUUUACUUUUGUUGAAAAACUAAGGGCAGACUUUGAGACUAUUGUCAUCAUGAGUUGCUAAAACUAACCUGGAAAUAUCUAUAUUUAAGCAUGCAAUAAUGUAAUUUAGAACUUACUUUCAUGUGUAAGGGUAUGUAUCACAGGAACUGGUAAAUAUUAAUUAUUUUUAAUACUGGAGAUCAUUUUGCUAUUAACUUGAAAGGGUUGCAGUUCAAUACUAUCCUUUCCUUGUGGUAAUACUCUUGAUUUUUUUGUCCAAAUUAAUCAUGGUAUGCAUUUUAUUUUUCCUUAUUCUUCACUCAGAUGCCUCUGGCAGUUUUUCAUCAGCAGAUCUUUCACAGCUGAAAGAGGGAGUUGCUAGAGUGACUGGAAAGGUAGGAAUACUAUCGAUGUUAAGAUACUGUAGCAUGUUAAAAGCCCCAUAACGAAAUAAAGAAAUUAAAACAGUGAUUAGUAAUUGAGAGAUUAGAAAGAUGAUAGGAGAAAGUGUCUACAAAUAAAUAGAUAUUGAAUGCUGAGUAAAUGAGUAUACCAGACAUAAUUGAUACCAAAUAAUGAUAAUAAUGAUGACAGUGAUACUAACAAUAGAGAUUAUAGAAGUAAAAGAGGAGUACCCUAAUAAUUACUUAUUAAUUAGUUACUUGUCCUUUAAAAAUUUUGACAUUAAUUGUAGAAUUACCUGACAAUAAGUAUUUCUGUUUGCUGUGACAUUAUUCUGAUUCUUGUUACAGUUGUCAAGUAUGGCCUCAGGAAUGAUAGGAACAAUACAGGUAAAUGUUGCAAUUAGUUCUCAAUAUAUAUGCAUUACUGACCAAGUGUGAGGUCAAGAUGGCUCUUCUUUUGAGUUUUUAUGGUCCAAGAAAAGUUGAGGUCUCUUAAAACAAAUACACAAAAAGAAUGAGGCUAAUAUUCAGAAAUCUUGACCAAACAAGCAUGGUCAGUGAAGGACUUCAUGUUCAACAUGAAGAUUUUGCUUUCAUUAAUAAGAAUCAAGAAUGAUGUGUUUAUUUUCAAGUAUUGGGAAACAAAGCCUGCUGGUGGGAAUGGCACGUGCUUAUUUCUUAUUUGACAAAUUGAAAAGUAACAUGAUUUUAUAGGGUUACAAUGUGAUGACUAAAUGUCAAAAAUUUUAAUGGAAUUAAAAAAGCUACUCAAUCUUUCACAAUAAUUUUUUUUCCUGCUUAGUCUAAUCAUUUGCAUCAGUAAAACAGAGCAUUGUCUUUCUUUUGUUUGAAAUAGAACAAGGACCACAUGUUAAGUCAGUGAUGAAAAUUUUAACUUUUCUUUUCUUUCAUUUUUCAGAAUCGUUACAGUGGGUCCAGUUGAAGAUUGUUUCAAGCUUUUGCAAUUAACUAGGGGAAUUUAUCAUCUUUGGUAAUAAUCUUACCAAAGGAUGAUAGAAUUGGAAAAGUCACAAAGGCAGAAUCCUUCCUUUUUGAUAGAGUAUUUAUUUCAUUUUAUUCUUUUCCUUUGGUUGGGGAGUUCUUGAAUGAUAAUUAGAUUCUCUCAAAAUGGUCUAUACUAAGUGUAAUUUGAUGACUCUCUGGAAGAAAUCUGUUUUUGAUGAGUUACAUGAUUGUGGGAUUGCAAUCCUUGCAAUUAUCUGUUACAAGAAACAAACUUCAGAAUAAUUUUAAAUGAAAAUUGCUUUAUUAAAUUCCCUUGUGGUAAGAACUUUAUUAUAAAGGCAGAUUGAGUUGAAUGAUAAAACAGCAUUGUGAAGAUUUCUAGAAACUGUUUCUUUCAGAAGCAAAUAAUUUGAUACCGCCUUAUGGUGUAAUUUAGAUUAAGAUGUUACCCAGGGAGGAAAAUAAAAUGAAAGGAAAAAACUAUUUUAACUAUUCACAUAGCUCUUUAGUUAUAGAAAACUGUUCAGAAAGUCAAAUUAGCGUUUUAGCAAUACAUAAAAUAAAAUUGAAAUGACAGUGUAAUUGUAAUAUUCAUUGCAUUUUAAGUUGAUGGUACUCUCAAAAUAAGUUUAAUCUUUUUCUCAAAUUCAUUGUCAAUGAGAACCCAGUCACACCAACUGAACUUGUUUUGAAAAAGGAGUUAGUCAAAAAUAGCAUACAAACUGAAAGUAUUCUAAUACAUAUUCUAUAAAUAAAAUUCAUGCACCAUACAGACUUGUUUAAUUCCUAACAUUUAACAUCUCAAUCAGGUUUUUAAGAUGCAUGGGAUAGUGUUUGAUCAAAUCAUAUAAAUUGUUCACAUGUUUAUUGUCGAUUAGCCUGUGCAAGACUCCCAGUUUGGUGAAGAAGUUCAAUCCAGGCAGCAAACAAGACAGGUGAUCUCCACAACCCUCUCCCAGAAGUGUGCCAAUUUUCAAUAUUCCAUGUUUUUGGCUAGUUUUAAUUGAAUGAGAGCCUUGUACAGGGUAAUUAUUUGAUUUUGACCAGUUUUUCACAUUACAAAACAGGUUUUGGUUACAAAACUGUUUGCAUCCAUCACUGGGUUACAGGAAUUGAUAACUUAGAAGUACAGCAUGUACAUGAAUGAGUUCAAGACAUUUUCUUGAUAAUUUACCUUUCUCUAGUUUGCAUCGGUAUGUGCUUUAUUUAGCUUAGCAAAUUAGCAAGUAAAUGUUUGGCAAAAAUAGAUUAUAAUAAGAAAGAAUAUUUUUCAAAUUUAAAGGUAUUGUGUGUGUAUGGAGGGAUCUCUUUCACUUGUUUUGUUCUUAAAACUUAUAGUAGUGUUUCCAUUUAAAGAAAAUACUACUAUGAGACUUGUUACAUCUCACCUUGAUGCACAUAACAACAUGACUUUUUAAUUCAGUAAAGUGCUGUGAUUGGAGAGCUAGGUGAAAUUCUGUUUUCAUGUCUCCUUUCAGGAUGCGUGCUCAUCCUGCUAUGGCAGUGUUACUG
Messenger RNA from Pocillopora meandrina, 11313 nucleotides. The record is from the annotation of a GenBank genome assembly. NCBI's taxonomy places the organism in Eukaryota, Metazoa, Cnidaria, Anthozoa, Scleractinia, Pocilloporidae.